Linum tenue is the source of this 1674-nucleotide messenger RNA. The record is from the annotation of a GenBank genome assembly. Lineage: Eukaryota; Viridiplantae; Streptophyta; Magnoliopsida; Malpighiales; Linaceae.
AUUUAGUACUUCUACUCUACACAAGUAGUAGCUCUAGUACUACUUCCCCCACAGCCACUACGAUUCAAUCCUCUUCUUCGUUCUUUCAUCCUUCCUGCCCUCCUCAUUAAUACUCCAGCGGACUCCAUUCAUCUUCCACGGUUCCACCUCUUCAAAAAGUUAAAGCCUUUCGCCUUCAUCGACAUGCCCAUUACCUUCUUCUCCUUCCACUAGUUGGACUUCUCAAAAAGCCAUAUAACCAUUUACCCUCUCUCUCUCUCUCUCUCUGCCUUCAGCUCUCGUGCUCCGUGGACAACGAACCCAGUGUUCACAAAUCUGCAGCAGUUUUUGCAGUCUUUUUUCUAAACGGUUUGGAGGCCUUUUACCCUUCAAUCUUCGUCCCUUUGGAGCUUUGAGCAAAUGCCAAAAUCAAGGGGAUCGUCAGAAAUGCCUCAAAGGCAAUCGCCACGAGGCUCGCACACGCUAAGAACAUCAUCCACCUCCGACUCCGUGGGCGCCACCACAGACCGUAGCCCCAAAGUCUCCGACCACCGUCGCUCCCCUCGCGGCGGGCCACAUUCUGAUCCACCAGUGCAGCAGAAGAAGCUUGGCACGCGAAUUGCCGAUCUCGAGUCACAACUAGGUCAAGCUCAGCAAGAGCUCAAGAGUCUGAAAGAACAACUGGCAUCCGCGGAAGCUGCCAAGAAUGAAGCACAGAAGGAGCUCGAGAGCAAGUCCAGUAAGAAACCAACCCAGCCCAAUCCACAACCGGAUGAGGUAGCAGGAGGAGAAGAAGAAGAAGCAGUUCUUGCGCCGGAGGAUAAUGAUCGGGAGGAAACCGACGUGUUUGAAGUUCCUGCAGUGGAAAUCAAGAAGGACGCACCAAAUCCUCCUUCCCCUGAAGUAGAGAUGGCUCUCAAGAAGCAUGAGGAGGAGAUGAAGGAGCUUCGAGCGAAGCAGGAGGAGAUGGAGAAGGAGCUGCUGGUUUCGAAUCAGGAGAAGGAAGAGCUGAGAAAGCAGCUCAAUGAAGCGGCUGCAAGGAUUGAAUGUAGCAAGGCGAAGGAAGAGGAAACGCGAUCAAGGUUGAGUCGAUUGGAGGAAGAGGUCGAGGCGAGCAGAGGGAAUGCAGCGGAGUUGGAGUGCCAGCUGGAGGCGGUGAAGGAAGGGAAGGAUAUGUUGGAAUGUGAGAUGAAGAGGAUGAGAGUUCAGACGGAGCAGUGGAGGAAAGCAGCAGAUGCUGCAGCAGCAGUGCUAGCUGGUGGAAAUGGGAGGUUUGUAUCUGAUCAGAGGUGUGCUUCCAUGGAGAAGCCCUUCGGUGGUGGGAGCAUGUUCGAGACCCCGGCUGGCGGGUAUGGUGCCGGUUACGCUGGUUCUCCUGGGUUUGGUGAUGAUAUGGAUGAAGGGUAUGGAAGUGGCGGGAAGCAGAGGAAGGGAUCUUCAGGGAUCAAGAUGUUUGGUGACCUGUGGAAAAGGAAGACCCAGAAGUGAAAGUGAGUAUGAUAUGUGUGCAACAUAAUGGAGAAUGGUAUUUUUGUUGAAUGGCUACUUGCCAUUCAGGUAAUGUGUCAUGUUUUGUUAAUGGAGAAGAACAAUGGAUGAUGACAAUGAUGGUAUAUCUUUGUUAAAAAUGUUUCAUCAGCUAAAUGUAUGAGUAGACCUUUUCGUUACAAAAGAAACACAGGAGUAAAGACUUCC